GUUGACUUGUUUCUUUUUUUCAUCUUGGAUACCUAAGAUACCUUUGGGAUGGCCGACCGGACCGUUCCACAUGCCUACCCGAUGAGUCUGAACUAUGAGAUGUGCACACCGGCUCGGAUCUACGAUCAGAACUUCGCAGAGGCUCUGAGUCCUCAGGACCUGAUGGCCCCGGUGCUGUACCACGGCUACUACAUCCGGCCCCGCAUCAACAAGCAGCUGGAGCGAGGCUUCUCGCAGGUGGACGGCGAGGACGACUGGUACCGCGUCCAGCUCGACGUCUGCCAGUUCGCCCCGGACGAGCUGAGCGUACGGACCGUGGACAACCUGCUGGAGGUGACCGGCCGACACGGUCAGAAAACAGACGAGCACGGUUUCGUGUCCCGGGAGUUCACUCGAACCUACAUCCUUCCGAUCGGCGUGGAUCCGCUGCUGCUUCAGGUGUCGCUCUCUCACGACGGGAUUCUGUGCAUCCAGGCACAGAGGAAGAUCCAGGAUCUGGAACCUAAAGUCAAGGAGCUCAAGAUCAACGUGGAUCAGAAAGGAGGGAAGAGCAGCUGAAAUGGACUGUGGGGUUCAAGCCAUUUUUCUUAGGAUAGCAAGGCAUUUUCCAGAUCUGGGCACAUCCCCAAGCUGCUUUUACAUCUGAAACGUUCAUGCUGACUGGGUCUCUACUCAAAAUUAAAGGGUUUAAGGCUGUUUGUGAUAAAGAAAACUGAUCAUAUUCAGACUUUCUUGAUAGAUGAGCACUUAUGCUCACAGUUGAUGUGAAAAAGUCCAUGUACACAUGUAUGAAUGUCAUGACAGGUUUGGGAUUUCAGUGAUUUCUGCUAUUGUUCUGCUUCUGUCUGUGAUUGGAAUACAUACACUAUAUGGCCAAAAGUAUGUGAACGCCGGUCUGUAAAGCUGCUCUGAUGACAAACUGGGAAGCAGAUAAACCAUAAUAUUCAGAUAUGCUUAAAAUGCCCCCCCACAAUAUACUGAUGUAAAAAUUAUAAAUCAACAUAUUCCACUCAAUAGCUUUGCGUAAUGUUAGGAUCCAUCAGUGUUCCCGAUAGUUAUUGAUAUGGCAGAAAAGCUUUAGAACGGCAGGAACCCCUGUCCACCACGCCCCAUAGAUUUUGCCAGCCCCAAUAUUCAGUUCCCAUCCCAGGUGGAUUUGGUUCCCCAACUGUUCUGGUAUCCUGUUAAAAAUAAUUUCUUUCUCCUCG
Molecule: messenger RNA, 1208 nt
Organism: Trichomycterus rosablanca
Lineage: Eukaryota; Metazoa; Chordata; Actinopteri; Siluriformes; Trichomycteridae
Gene: hspb2
Product: heat shock protein, alpha-crystallin-related, b2
Exons: 2
Coding region: 49-558 (169 amino acids)
Biological process (GO): protein refolding; negative regulation of apoptotic process; response to heat
Cellular component (GO): nucleus; cytoplasm
Molecular function (GO): structural constituent of eye lens
Source: RefSeq, a predicted model, not a curated record